AUGCGCCCAAUAAGAUCAGCGGCCGCUCUUGUUAAAUACUGCCGGUGCUUUGAUAGCUCCGCCAGAUUUGGAAAGGAGCUUGGCUUCGGCCACAAGAUGCGCGACAUACCCGUCCUCACAGGGAACCCGCGACCCGUUGCAAAGGAGGAAGGGUGGCGCUGCGCCUACAAGCUCACAGACUCUAUGGAAGAUGUUGUUAGAGACGUUUUGAAAAAGGAUGGCUGGAGCGACAUUGAAGUACAACGUGAGAUGGAGCAGAUCUUCGAGAGGAAAUCGCACGCGAUCCGCUCAUCCCUUAAUACGUGGACGACCGUGGAGGAGUUUCAGCGCACUCCUUGGUACCGCCGGUACAAACCGACGGAUACUUGUGCGGCCAAGUACAUCUCAUACGAGGCGAUCAAAUUACUGGAGAGCGCCUUGAUUCCCCCGUCGCUAAGGACGGAUCCAUACGCUCAUCUACGCAAGCGCCACAUGGAAGAUAACUGGAUGAAUGAUAAAUUCUCUGAAGAGUCUGCGAUGUACAUUAAACGAGAAGAUUUGUUGAAGCAAACACGAGGUCUCCCGGAAUACGGAAAGAUAACGAGACGAAAGUUUUUAGAGUUCGAUAGGAAGUUCAAAACGUCUUACGGCGCAAAACAGCAUGUGAAUGAGUCGUAUGCUGCGUGGUUGCAGUCUCUGAAUGGUAAGUAA
Molecule: messenger RNA, 690 nt
Organism: Trypanosoma grayi
Lineage: Eukaryota; Euglenozoa; Kinetoplastea; Trypanosomatida; Trypanosomatidae
Exons: 1
Coding region: 1-690 (229 amino acids)
Source: RefSeq, a predicted model, not a curated record